Notothenia coriiceps (black rockcod) is the source of this 864-nucleotide messenger RNA. Its product is annotated as receptor-type tyrosine-protein phosphatase F-like. The record is from RefSeq and is a predicted model, not a curated record. Gene Ontology annotation, molecular function: protein binding. NCBI's taxonomy places the organism in Eukaryota, Metazoa, Chordata, Actinopteri, Perciformes, Nototheniidae. The annotation marks the transcript as partial. The transcript is spliced from 3 exons.
AUCAACGCGAAGUUCGCCGUGUACCUCCCCGUUUCUCCAUCCCCCCCACCAAUCACGAGGUGAUGCCCGGCGGCAGCGUCAACCUCACCUGCGUUGCGGUCGGUGCCCCCAUGCCUUUUGUCAAGUGGGUGAGCGGCGAGGUGGAGCUGACCCGGGAGGAGGAGAUGCCGAUUGGCCGAAACGUGCUGGAGCUCACCAACAUCCGCCAGUCUGCAAACUACACCUGUGUGGCCAUCUCCUCCCUGGGCAUGAUCGAGACCACCGCCCAGAUCAUUGUCAAAGCUCUGCCCAGGCCACCCACCUCCCUCAUUGUGACAGAAACCACGGCCACCAGUGUCACCCUCACCUGGGACUCUGGCAACCCAGAACCAGUAUCCUACUAUGUGAUCCAGUACCGUGCCAAAGUGUCCGACAACGGCUUCCAGGAAGUAGACGGGGUAGCCACGACUCGAUACAGCAUUGGCGGCCUCAGCCCAUUCUCGGAAUAUGAGUUUCGUGUCAUGGCCGUCAACAACGUCGGGCGGGGGCCUCCCAGUGGAAUUGUAGACACCCGUACAAGCGAGCAGGCCCCUUCCUCCCCUCCUCUUCACAUCCAGGCGCGCAUGCUCAGCUCCAGCACCAUGCUGGUUCAAUGGGAAACUCCAGAAGAGCCCAACGGACAAAUCAGAGGCUACCGGGUUUACUACAGCUCGGAGCACGAUGCCCCCCUCAGUGCCUGGCAGAAACACAACACAGACGACAGCAUGCUCACCACCAUCUCAGGCCUCACCGCUGAUAUCACCUACAGCCUGAGGGUGCUGGGCUUCACCUCUGUGGGAGACGGGCCUCCCUCUGAAGUUCUGCAGAUCAAGACCCAGCAGGGAG